Messenger RNA from Asterias rubens (European starfish), 5233 nucleotides. RefSeq names its product adhesion G protein-coupled receptor L2-like. The transcript has 21 exons. The coding region runs from base 18 to 2594 and encodes 858 amino acids. Gene Ontology annotation, cellular component: membrane. The record is from RefSeq and is a predicted model, not a curated record. Gene Ontology annotation, molecular function: G protein-coupled receptor activity. NCBI's taxonomy places the organism in Eukaryota, Metazoa, Echinodermata, Asteroidea, Forcipulatida, Asteriidae. Gene Ontology annotation, biological process: adenylate cyclase-activating G protein-coupled receptor signaling pathway; cell surface receptor signaling pathway.
CAAUUCAGGACCCCAGCAUGGUUGGUGUCAACUCACCGAACUGGCACAACGAGACAUGCGAGGACCUAUGCGGGUGUGUCGAGGGGGUUAUGAGGGGCCUAAACAACACCCAGAUCUGCAUGGAGGUCAGAGGUUACCCGUGUCAUCUCCUGAGGCAGUUACUGCGCGCCUCUUCCAAUACGAACUGCAGCGUUGGGAUGGAAGGGACGUGGUUCGAAUGUGACCGAGGAAAGACGCUAUGUGUCGGUGGGGAUAUCGGUGUGGACGAUGAGAAUAACUGCAAUGAGGAGAACUCUUCGUCAGUCUGGUUGGACGGAGGCAACACGGCUUAUCUUGGGUGUGAAACGACCGUCAGCAGCCUAAACGCGAGCGUCUCGUGCGUCCUGUCACGUGACAGGGGCGUAAUGGGCCAGUGUGUAAACAAUGCAGAGUGUCUUUACAAGAAAGAACGAAAGUCCUGUCCGAAACGUUGGGAACCCUUCAAGCGUCACUGCCUCAGUCAAAAUGGUAUCUACGAUCGACUGGAUUGGUUCAGUGCACAGAAUAAGUGCAUGGAGAGCCGGUCACCCAUGCUCACCAUGGAUUCAUUUGAAGAUGUUGAAAUCACACAACUUGAAGAGAAAGGCAUUUUCAAUCCUGGUCAGGGAGUGUGGUUAGGGCUCAUUAGGGAUGCUAACAAUACCCCCUUCCGAUGGAUCGACAAAACUGCAAUCACCUUUGACGAGAGCAAAUGGCCGUGGGCUCCAGGCCACCCUAUGUCGGGGCGCAACUUCGUCUAUAUCCUCGAUGGAAAUUUAUACUCGUCCAUGCCAGGAGAGCCGCAUCUCUACUCGUGUAAGAUGAGAGUGUCGAAGAGUUUAAAAUGUCGACAACCUGAGCUGAUCGACUUACCCAAGACAACCGACUACGAAGUCGUAGAAAUGACGACACUUGAAGAUCCUACCACAAGACCAAAGCGAAAACUUGCAGACGCUUUAUACGAAGAGCUCGAGCAAGUCCGUGGAGUCAUGGAGACGUUUACGAACGACACCAAAGUGAUGAGUGCAGUAGAUUCUCUGAUAUCAGCGUCAUCAUCAGGCCCCGUAGAAGCAAGGAAUAGCGAGGAACAGUCGAACGAUAUCGAGAAAUCGCUGGAUUCUUUGAUGGACAGUUUGGCUGAAAUGAUGAUUGGACCAUCAAAGCCUCUCAUAGUAUCGACUCCAGAAAUCGUUAUGAAGGUGAUGACGUUGUGUGGGGAUUGUGACGAUGACGAAGCUAUUGGUGGACAGCUGGGGAACCAGACCUUCUCACUUUCUCUACCAAAGUCUGUCAAAGCGGCUGGAGCCACAAUAGCCAUUUCCACUGCUAGUCUCCUUCACGAGGAGUUGCCAUCCACGAUAGAAGGAUCCAAGACUGAAAAUACAAUCGGGAGCCUCGUUACUACGAUAUCGUUGCGCCGAUGGGACGGUGAGGCCGUAUUACUCACGGACGAUACGCCGAUGGAACUUACUUUCUCAAAUUUAGAGCCGAAAAAUCAAACAGCGGAGGCGUCAUGUCGGUUCUGGAAGACAGACGGCGUGAAGGGUGGUGCGUGGUCGUCUAAGGGUUGCAGCGUGGCUUCCUCUAACAGCACCCAUACUGUCUGCCAUAUGACACAUCUAACCAGCUUCGCAGUUAUCAUGCAAAUGACCCAUCAACAGGAUCUCCCUAAAUCUCUGGACUACCUGACGUGGGCUGGAUGCGCCUUAUCAAUAACUUGCCUUGCAGUCAUGCUGAUCAUCUUCCUUACCCAAAAGAUGUACCGUGCAGACAGGAACAUCAUUCACAUGAACCUUGCCGUGUCACUGAUGCUCGCGCAGCUCAUCUUUGUCUUCGGUAUCGACAGAACACAGGACAAGAAUCCGCAGGGCGUUUGUAAGACCGUAGGCAUCUUGCUUCAUUUCUUCCUCCUUGCUACCUUCUUCUGGAUGUUGAAUGAGGGGAUAUUCCUCCUGUCUAAGACUACAUCAGCCAAGACGAGAUGGCUGAGAUUGCCAACUUACUUCACCGUCGGAUGGGUAUUUCCUCUGAUAAUAGUUUGCGUGACCAUGGCAGCAUCAUUCGUAUCAUACGACACGGUACACAGGUGCUGGUUAACCGUUGGGAAUGGAGGGAUAUUUGCGUUCAUCGCUCCUGCAGCUGCCGUUAUCUUGAUCAACAUCGGUAUCAUCAUCCAAGUCAUACGAGUGUUCCUGAGCCUCAAAGCCAACAUGAACAAGAAGAAGGUUGAACGAAUAAGGAUUGCUCUACGGGCCAUACUGUUGACCCUGCCUCUCCUUGGCUGUACGUGGUUGAUUGGACUGCUAUCGUUCAACGCUGAUACGUUGGUCUUUGCCUACAUCUUCGUUAUCUUGAAUUCUCUUCAGGGUGUGUUCAUAUUCAUUCUGUACUGCUUACUCAAUGACGAGAUAAAGAAAGGCUUGCAGAAGCGACUAGCAAGCUUGCAGAGUUUGUCCGGGAGGACGACCAACACCAGGACCAGCAGGACUGCCACCGGGGCCAGCAACAACCACCAGCCCAACAGGGUGAACAGUAAGACCGCGCCUGAGGGAUACCAGGAGGCCGUGAAACUUUAGGUCUGGCCUGUAGAUGGUUGCCCAAGGAAGGUGGGGAAGGGGGUUGUUCAAAUACUUGGGUGGGCUAUGACUUUGGAUGAGCAGGACAACGCAAGGGUGUAAGGGGGGGGGGGGGGGUUGUCGAUGCAAGGGAAAUGUCCCCCAGAUACUCUGUCCUCCAUUAUGGCAAGUUAACACGGGCUCGAGGGGGAUUCAAAAGAGAUCAUUAUCAGAAGAAGUGUUUGCACAGUUCGCCGUAUGGGAACAGAAUAUCCUGCCACACCUGCAGCAGAUGAAAUCAAACCUAGUCUUGUUUAAGGAUCUUCGCCUAUAUAGACUUAGACGAACAGAGAAGCGAUUAUCAUUGUAUGUGAAAUCAAUAUCCUGAGUAAUGUCUUAAAACCAAGACUAUUUAAGUAGAACCCGACCAAAGUAAACAAAAAUUUAAAGCUUUUAAGUAUGCAUUAGAUUGACGACGAGAACGUGUGUUGUGGGUUUGAUUGCAUAAUGGUUGAAUGACCUAGGGUCGAUUUCACAAAGAGUUUAGGAGUCCUAACUUUUAGGACUAGUCCUAACUUUUAGGACUAGUCCUAGGGGGUAUAGGCUAGUCCUAAGUUAGGGCGAGAAACUCCAUAAGUCGAGAUGAGACUAUAGUGGAACUCUUCUUGAAAUCCAGCGCUCAAUUUCAUAGAGCUGCUUAAGCCAAUGGUCAAUCACAAUUACUUGCUUAGCAGAAACUUUAUAAGCAAAGUUGCCUGUUGGAACCACUGGCACCGCAACUACAAGAUCGUACAAUGUAUUUACUUUUUAAAUCGACCCUUGUAUGUAUCGCAUAGUUGUAUUGAUUAAAUAUAGGUGUUUUUAAGUGUGAAUAUUUAUACCAAUUAAUAUGUAAUUAUUGCAUCAGAGAUAAUUAACGAUUUUUUUUUUUACAUUAUAUAGUUUAGUGACUCUACGAUGAUGGAAGUAGUCGUGCACGGUAUUUUAUACUCUAGACGUGGGUCAAAAAGUGAAUUAAUGUCCCCAGAGAGUUGGUGCUUUCGAGGGCAGGAAAGGUAUGGUGCUUUCAAAUACUUCUUGCGAUCUAGUUUAGUCCUUUCUCUGUGGUUUAGGUAAUGUCUGAUCAUUGUUUGCAUCAUUGUGUAGUUUUCGGUGUGUCAAAAGGCCAGGGAAACAGUCUGUGCCCUGUUUAAGAUUGUUUAUGAAUUGUAUUCAUUACUACUGGGAGUACGACAAGCUGUGUACAGAUCUUGGGAUCAUAUCAUUUUAAGUAGAGCGUCAUAAAUUUAUGUAACUUUUUUCUUCAAGUGUACGUUGUCGCUUGUAAAAAGAUGUAUUGCUGUGUGAAUAAGAGAAUCUAAUUUCAAUUUAUGUGAAAUGUGAAUGGAAGGUACGACAUUGGUGUUUUCGAAAACUUGAAGAUGUGUCAUGGUUUAAUCUUUUGGAGAGCUCCCUCCCCCUCGAAAGUAUUUCACUUGGAUGGACAUGGCUCUUCCACUAACCAUGGGAAAUAUUACCCCAUCAAAGGGCAAACAACACCAUUUGUCCCUGGCUUUUCCAAUCACUCACAAAAAAAAGAUCCUAGUAGAUGGAUUUGUCAAUUAUCUUUCAACUUCAGAAGUCAAAAUAUGUUUAGCUAACAAAGAGAAGAAAACGAGUCUUUCUUACAAAUAAAAAAUUGCCCAACCCCUACCCUAGGCCAGGGAUACAAGGUCAGAGGUCCACCCGAAGUGAGAGGGCUACAAGGAAAAUGUAGAGAAGACAUGUGUUCACAUUCCUUUCAAACUGGAAAAGGUUAUAAGAUGCAAAACAAGUAGAAGUUCUAAAAGUUCAUCAGAUACCAGGCAGCUAGCAGAACGUGUCACAAUACAAGUCUUUCGAACAGACAGUGAAGGGUGAGAAGAUGCAGUAAAGCAUACUGCCACCAGGAAUAUUGCCCUCUUUGAGAGGGCAAUAUUUUAUUUGGCAAAGGGCAGGUCUAUUGAAAAUCUACAGGUUUGUGGGAAGUUUGAAGAGGCACAAAGGCAAAGCCCAGGGGCAAGGGAGGCCGUUUUGCACAGGGCUUUCCUAUUGGGGGGGGGGGGGGGGGGGAACUGAAGGUUUGUGGGAAGCUUUUGAAGGGGCACUUAGACCAAAACAGGGGCAAAAGAGAACAUAGCCUCAAGUAGUUCCAGCCCUGUGAAGGUUCAUACAACCAGCGAGACUUUCUGAGCACAUGCCACAACUUCCCCAAGACCCAUAACCAACACCACCAUUAAUUUUGUACAUGGCAUGAGCCAUUUUUUCAUAAGGGUAACAACCAACAGCAGGAUCUGUUAACUUUUCGACUUCAGUGAACUUAUGUGAUCACCAAAAUGUGAACUAUAUUGAACCUUCCUGUAAAGAAUGUAAUUGCCUUAAUUUAUGAAUAUAUUAAAAAUAGACUCAACAUUUUAAUUGUAAAUUAAAUCGAUAAAAUGCCUUAACUACAUGUGUUUAGAAAAUAUUAAUGAAGACGUCAUGUCUGAAUAAUUCUUAUGACUGUAGAUAUGAAAAAGUGGAAAGAGUUUUUAAUCUUGCGAAUUUUAAAGUAAAAAUUUAACUCUGCAUUAUUAUAAGCACUGCAUAAUUUAUUUUUCUGUUUGAAUUUAAUAAAUCACUGAUUAUUUGAGGCAAAUAAA